AAGCCAGUCUCAGUAAUGAAUUACUGCGUGUCAGACUUGUACGAAAUGCCCCACAGUGCGGCCGGGGGCUACACGGUACCGGGCGGAGGUGAGUACUGUAUGUACGGAGGAGAAGGGCCCAGUUUCGCACACUGCGAGCCCCAAUCCUUGCACCAUCCGCCAUGCGUGGAUCAGAUGUGGCCCGCGGGCCAGCCAUAUGUCUGCGGUUACCCUGGAAACAACCCGGUGUUCAAGAGCGAGUUCUGCAACAUGGGGAUUCCUCUUGGUCUUGAGCACCAGCCCGAGUACUUCUCCGAUGCUAGGCAGGAUUUCUCUCAGAUGCAGUGGAUCCACGGCCCUCAGAAGAAAGGGUACAUACCGAGUUACCUGGACAAGGACGAGUUGUGUGUAGUGUGUGGAGAUAAGGCAACGGGCUAUCACUAUCGCUGUAUAACGUGUGAAGGCUGCAAGGGGUUCUUCCGGCGAACAAUCCAGAAGAACCUGAACCCGACAUACACCUGCAAAUAUGAGGGGAAGUGCGUCAUCGACAAAGUGACCAGGAAUCAGUGCCAGGAAUGCCGCUUCAAGAAAUGCAUUGCCGUUGGCAUGGCGACGGACUUGGUGCUGGAUGACACCAAGCGUCUGGCCAAGCGGAAGCUGAUCGAGGAGAACCGGGAACGCCGCCGGCGCGAGGAGCUGCAGAAGACGGUAUGGGAACGGCCGCAACCCACGCAGGAGGAAUGGGAUCUGAUCCGUCUGGUUACCGACGCUCACAAGGCGACAAACGCCCAGGGCAACCAUUGGAAAGAGAAGCGCAAAUUCCUGCCUGAGGACAUCGGCCAAGCGCCCAUCGUAAACGCGCCGGAAGGGAGUAAAGUGGACAUAGAAGCCUUCAGUCAGUUUACAAAAAUAAUCACCCCCGCCAUCACCCGAGUGGUGGACUUUGCCAAAAAACUGCCAAUGUUCUGUGAGCUGCCUUGUGAGGACCAGAUCAUCUUGCUUAAAGGCUGCUGUAUGGAGAUCAUGUCUUUGCGUGCGGCCGUGCGCUACGACCCCGAGAGCGAGACGCUGACGCUUAAUGGCGAGAUGGCAGUGACACGCGGUCAACUGAAGAAUGGCGGACUGGGCGUGGUCUCGGAUGCCAUCUUUGACCUGGGCGUGUCUCUCUCCUCCUUCAACUUGGACGACUCAGAGGUGGCGCUGCUACAAGCCGUCAUUCUUCUCUCCUCCGACCGGCCAGGCUUGACGAGUGUGGAGCAGAUAGAGCGUUGUCAGGAGGACUUCCUGCUGGCCUUCGAACAUUACAUCAACUUCCGCAAGCACAAGGUGGCGCACUUCUGGCCUAAGCUGCUGAUGAAGGUGACGGACCUCCGUAUGAUUGGUGCCUGCCACGCCAGUCGUUUCCUGCACAUGAAGGUAGAGUGCCCCACCGAGCUGUUCCCGCCCCUUUUCCUGGAAGUGUUUGAAGACUGACGGAGCGCCAUACCUGACCCUGGGCCGAACGGACACGAUUAAAAAAAAAAAACAAACAAAAAUACAAAAGCAAACAAAAAAAAAAAAACAGGAAAAAACGAACUCUGUUCUAGCACUACUGAGUGUCCUUUCAUUCCAUAGAAGUAGGAGUAGCUUUCAGCCCUAGCUGUGGAUGGAACCAUUCCUUACGAUGCGGGUACAUGUGAAUAGCGUUAGAGUUUUUCUUUUUUUUUUUUUUUCUUUUUUUUUUUGUACAUGUCUUUCUCUC
Molecule: messenger RNA, 1720 nt
Organism: Chanos chanos (milkfish)
Lineage: Eukaryota; Metazoa; Chordata; Actinopteri; Gonorynchiformes; Chanidae
Gene: thrb
Product: thyroid hormone receptor beta
Exons: 7
Coding region: 16-1452 (478 amino acids)
Biological process (GO): cell differentiation; positive regulation of transcription by RNA polymerase II; thyroid hormone receptor signaling pathway
Cellular component (GO): RNA polymerase II transcription regulator complex
Molecular function (GO): RNA polymerase II cis-regulatory region sequence-specific DNA binding; nuclear receptor activity; zinc ion binding
Source: RefSeq, a predicted model, not a curated record